Messenger RNA from Ctenopharyngodon idella (grass carp), 5180 nucleotides. RefSeq names its product vasohibin 2 (gene vash2). The record is from RefSeq and is a predicted model, not a curated record. Gene Ontology annotation, biological process: regulation of angiogenesis. The transcript has 7 exons. The coding region runs from base 522 to 1643 and encodes 373 amino acids. Gene Ontology annotation, cellular component: cytoplasm. Lineage: Eukaryota; Metazoa; Chordata; Actinopteri; Cypriniformes; Xenocyprididae.
AAAACGCUAGAGUGAGUGACCAUUUGUUGAGACCGUCAGUGAAAACGGUUACACGCCUACACAGAAAAACAAAUCAUUCAUUAAUACUUUACAGUCAGUUAUUAAAUUAGUCUACCGUGGAUUAUCAGCCCGUGAUCCCUCCGCAGGAGUCGAUAACCUCCUCAGUGUUUUUGAGCGAAAGGAUGAAGUAGUUUCUGUGGCACCCUGAGCUCCGGAGCUGAUCGCCAACUAACGUUACAGUAUGCGGUUUGCUGGGAAUAUAUGACAAUUUCUGAUUUUAUUCUAUCCUUCAAGGACAUUCACCCAUAGUUUGAUACAGAAAUGGUAUCGCUGACCAUUUUUUCUGUCUCUGGAUCUUUUUCAAACCACCUGAAUUUUCAUACUUGAGCAGGACUGUGUGGUUUUGGCACAUUAAUAUGCAAGCUCGAGGUGCAACAUGUCUUUGUGCAUGAAUGCUAGGCAAUCAUAACUGAUCUGGGGAAACAACAAGGGGAAACUCCCCUUCGGAAGACUUCUGAACAAUGACCGGACCAAGCGCCACCAGCAGCGGCGGCGGCGGCUCAACGGCCAAGAUCAGCAGACACGGUCGGUCCAAAAGCACCAGUACCUACUGUCACACUACGGGUCCCGCUGCUGAAACCUCCUCGUCCACUGCCGCAAACAACACCGGUAGGUCGUCCGGUGAGGAAGACGAGAAAGACGGCGGGGUCCCGUUUUUCGUGAACAGGACGGGCUUUCCCAUAGACGGUGUCACCUGGGAGAGAAUGUGGGCGCACGUCACCAAAGUUCAUCCUGAUGGACAGGAGAUGGUGGAUAGAAUACGAAAUGCAACACACCUCCCAAAACACCCCGUGCCAUCAGUUCCAAACUUUAAGCCAUCGAUGUCUGUGCCUGAUUGGCUCCAUGCCGUCCAGAACUACAUGAGAAACCUGCAAUACAACCACACGGGAACUCAGUUUUUUGAGAUUAAGAAAACCAGACCUCUGAGUGGGUUGAUGGAGACUGCCAGAGAGAUGAUACGAGAAUCACUUCCCAUCAAAUGCCUUGAAGCAGUUAUCCUUGGAAUCUACCUAACCAACGGUCUGACCUCUGUGGAGCGGUUCCCCAUCAGCUUUAAGACCCAGUUCUCCGGCCACCACUUCCAUCACGUCGUGCUGGGCGUUUACUGUAACGGCCGCUAUGGCACCCUGGGUAUGAGUCGGCGUGCUGACCUUAUGGACAGAUCUCUGAGCUUUCGUACUCUCAGCGAGUUGGUGUUCGACUUUGAGGACUCAUACCGCCGCUACCAGCACACCAUGAAGAAGAUCAAAAUCGGCCUGUACGUGCCCCACAAUCCGCAUGUUUUCCAGCCUAUUGAGUGGAACUAUCUGGUGAUCAAUGCCUGCAAGCAGGGCCGUGAAGACAUGCGCAAAGAGCUGGAGAAGCACGGCCGUGACAUGAGGAUGAAGAUCCUCAAGUCGUCCAGUGCUCAGUCUCCAAUUAAAGAACGAACCCGAGGCAAGUCUUUAUCACCACGCCGCCGAUCAGCCAGCAGUCCCCAAAGACGCCAACACGUCCACAGAAGAGACAAAUCGCCAGCAGCACUGGACAGAAAGCCAGCAGAGCUCAGCACCCUCAGUGAUGGCUACCAGAUCCGCAUCUGAGACACUACAGCACUGACGUAACAGCUUUAUCCUCCACACGUCCUCCCUCAGUCAGAUCCACCGAUGAUGUUUUUAAACACUAUUUAAUGCACAUUGUGAACUGUACAGUAUAUUAAACAUAUUUAUAGUUGUACUUCAGUGUUAGAGGUAAACUGGGUGCCCUUCUUAAAUUUAAAAGCAGCAGAGAUUCAAAAAAAAAAAAAAAAAUGUUUUAGAAAGAACAUGAUGUUCUUUUUCCAGCCAUAACAUAUUUUUAUUAGUGGAAAUUUUAAGUAGGAACCAAAAUCAGCUUUGCUAAAGAAUGUUUUACCCAAAUAAUUAUACCCCCCAAAAAUAUUCAAGCAUAUAUGGAAGAUGUGGGGGGAAGGCUGUAUUUUUAGACAGAAUCUUCACUAGCAGUGAGAGCUAGAGUGUGAAUGGAUUGUGUUUGGCAGAGUGAUGAAAACCUCGGUGCCUCGUGUUGUGGUGGUGGUAGUUUUAAAGGCUGACUGUCCCUUUUGUAGGAGAAGACAAGCUUUUUUUUGCUAGAGGCGCAAGGGACCAGAGCAUCAGAGAGCUACCCAUUCUGCCCACAAGAACUGUAUUCAAUCCAAUUUACUUCUUUUUUUUUUUUUCUUUUUUUUUUUUUGUUACCUGCGCACAGUCCCAAACACUCCUGUAAUGGACAUGAUUUAUUGACUGAAGGUUUGAGGCUAAUGUACAUUGAAGGCUUUGUACUGUUUUUUUUUUUGUUUGUUUUUUUUUCCUCAUAAAAAUAUCACGGUUGCAGUUGUAGAGAAAUAGUUUUUUAUUUUUUUGUAUUAUUUAAACAUUUUUUCUUUCUUGUUUUUACCGGUUGCUUAACCAGUACAGUGUUUUGUGGUAUGUAUUUUCAUUUCAUUUUCUUUUUUAAAACAAAAUCUCUCUGAGGUGUGAAGGUUGACGUGCUUAAUUGACCCAUCCAUCACAAAUAAUCCUAAAAUUUCCACACAUUUGUUUGGAAAAUAAAUAUAUUUCCUUUUUUGCAGCAGCAUAGAUAUAAGCCUUAUCAGCUUGGCUAAUGAAUGAGUUAAGCAGAUGAGUGGGUUCUUAUGGAGCCCCUAAAGGAACAUGGUGAUGGGAAAAAAUAUAUAUUUUUGUGUUAACUUGAAAAAAAUGUUGCUUUCCCUGGAGAAACUUUGCUGUGGGUGAACGCAAAACUUGUGAUGGAAAUAAUAUGAAGUGGGAGGAAAAAAAGAACAUUUCAAUGAUUUUGCUAGCGAGCACAAAAGUUUCUUAGGGGAAUACAAUACUUUUGCCACAAAACACAAAAGUUUCUCGGGCGAAUGUGAAAGCACUGAAAUAGAAUUUUUAUAAUAUGAAGUGUGAAGAAAAACUACAUUUUGAUGCUUUUGCUAGUGAACAAAGUUUCUCAGGGGAAUGCAAGACUUUUGCAACAGAACAGAAAAGGUUUGUGUUGGAAUGCAAAGUUUAUUAAGGAACGCAAAAAAAAAAACUCGCAAAAGACAAAGUUUCUUCAGAAAAAGCAAAACUUGCAAAAGAGCGCAAAAUUUUUUGCGAGUAAACGCAAAGUUUUUUGAGGGAAAGCAAAACUUUUGUGAGUGAACGCAAAGUUUCUUGAGGGAAAGCAAAACUUGCAAGAAAGCACAAGUUUUGUGAGUGAAUGAACGCAAAGUUUCUUCAGAAAAUGCAAAUCUUGUAAGAGAAUGCAAACAUUUUGCAAUUGAACAACGUUUCUUGGGUGAAAGCAAAACUUGCGAAAAAGUGCGAAAAUUUUGCGAGUGAACGCAAAGUUUCUUGGGGGAAUGAAAACUUGCGCGAGUAAUUGUACGCAAAGUUUCUUGGGAAAACGCAAAAACUUGCAAAAGAAUGCAAAAGUUUUGCGAUUGAACACGUUUCUUGUUGGGAAGCAAAACUUGCAAAAAAGAGUGCAACAAUUUUGCGAGUGAACAAAGUUUCUUGGGGGAAUGAAAAAUUUGCAAGAGAUCAAAUGUUUUGCGAGUGAACAAACACAAAGUUUCUUUAGAAAACGCAAAACUUGCAAGAGAAUGCAAAAGUCUUGCGAUUGAACACGUUUCUUGGGAAACGCAAAACUUGCAAAGGAGCGCGACAAUUUUGCGAGUGAACGCGAAGUUUCUUGGGGGAAUGCAAAACUUGAAAGAGAACACACAAGUUUUUCGAGGGAAUGCAAAUUUUCUUGAUGGAACGCAAAAACAUUGAAUUUAAUUCUUCCUCCCAUCUCAUGUUUUCCAUCACCAUGUCCCUUUAAGUGCUCCAUAGGUUCUAACUAUAUUAGGAAUCACCUCUUACUAUGUUCAUUCAAGUAUACACAAAAUAUUAUCUCUUUAUCAACAGCAUAUCGCUUCAAACUUUCCCACCUCGUGAGAAUAAGCUAUGCACGUGGAAAAGGUCUGCAGAUUCGUCCUUCUUGACAGCAGACUUGUCUUUAAAAUUGUAGCAGCGACAUCGUUACUGAUUUUUCAUGGGCUGUAUGAGCCGUUGCUCUCUUAGCGUUGUUUAUUGGGUGCUGUUGACUGAACUACCACAUUAUAGCUCAUUCUGCCUUGUAAUUGGUACCAGCUUUCUAUCAAAAGCUAUUGAACCACACAAGUGCCAGACCACUGAGUAUGUCAAACUCAUCCUUAAGGCUGAGGCUUUCUUCUCAGUCACAUUAAGAUAAAAGGUCAUGAAUUUCAAUGACAUAUCAAAUGUAUCAUGUUGAACUGCUCAGACCCUUUAUGGGAGAGAAGCGGUCUGCUGCUAAUUGGAAGAACGUGAAGAACAUUACAUUGUUACAGAUUUAUAUCAUUUAUAACUUGUUUGGUAACUGAUCAGAUGUGUGUGAAAUUGUGAGUGAAAAACUUUUUAUGGCAGACAAAAAACAAGUAUUAGUUGUUUGAAAAUGGCUUUCUGGUUUUAAGGAAAUGCAAUGAUCUCCCCUUAAAGGUGCUAAGACAAGACAUUUUACCCAUAUUAUAAAAUUCAAUUCUUUUAGCAUUGACUUUUUUAUGAUUAAAGAGCACAUUGAAGUGACUUUUCUGUAGCACAAUGAUUAGGAACUGAAUUUAUCUCAAUUAGUACAAGAUACAUGUUUAAUGGUAAAUAAAUAAAUAAGUGAAAUGAAUAUUCAUGAGAUUACAAAUGCUUUUGUGGAAUUUUUAUGUUUCCAUGUCUUAAAUGCAGUCUUGUCUGAAAAUACAAUCAAUUUUGAUGACUGACAAGUUUAAUCAAAAUUUUAAGGGAAAUGUUUUUUCUCAGUAAGAAUGUUAAUGAUGUGACCUUUCUCUAUUUUGAAGACCUCAUCUAAAACUUGUCCUCAUUUUUCUGUUCAGAUUUUUCGUAUUAUAAACGUACCGCCUAAAUAAGGUCUUGACCCUCAACUGUUUUAUACACAUUUUUCCUAAGCCUUACCACAGCUUGCACCAUCAAUCCUUUUUUGUUUUUAUUUUUUACCAGAAAUUUGUGUUUCUGAGUCGCCUCCAUUUCCCCAUGAGGAAACAUGUCAUUUGUUAAUCCUCUGUAGCAUGUUUUAAUAAAACUGUUUUUCUGUAAGUCUGA